UCAGGGCUCGGCAGGGUCGGUGGCCCAGCAGGGGCCCAGCCUUUCCCUCUCACCGGCGUUGCCAUCGUCGCUGCCUCCGAGGUGGAGAGGCCAGGCCCGUGCCUGUGGGCCCCCUGGACAUGUGCAUGUUACCUGCUAGCUUAGCAUUCACAAACUACUAGGUCCUGUUCAUAGAGCCGCCCUGUUUGCCCUCGAGGCUCUUUCUCUCCUCGUGCUCUGUCCCAGCACCUGAGGGAAUUGGAGGGGACCAGGCCACCGGUAAAGGCAGCCAGCUGUGCUUGCAAAGGGUGACAUCCAUGUAUGCUGAGGGGACAGCGACAUGGGAGCCUACAGGCACGGCCCACAUAAAGGCCUUUGUCAGGGGCUUUUGAGCAGACUGAGGCAUGUGUGAGAAUGCUUACUUUUGGUCACAGAAAUUAUUAAAAUCUCUUUUCAAAGCUGCUCCAAAGACUCAUGUUUGGGCUGAGACUGUGGGUGAAUUUUAGCAGAUGAGUGGGGGAGAACUUUACUGGACUCUAAACAAGAGAAGCCCCUCUUUAAAAACAUUACUGGUACAAAGCUAUACUGCUGACAGCAAAGUAGGAUGUGGGUAUAUCUAGAAAAUUUUAGGCAGGGUUAUUUUCAGGGUUGAUCAUAAUAGAACAAAUGUCCUAAUACAGAACAGCCAACCUGCACACAGGGUUUAGCAUUUGUGGACACAACUGUUAAGAUUAACUUCAAAUUUUGUUUUAUCUGUUCAGACUUUGGAAAUCCUUUACUGUGUUUCUGUCCCAACACAUGAUUAAAGUUUUAGUUUUAAGACCUGCAGAACAGCUGGCAUCUCAUAUAAGUGGACCCUGCCUUUGCCAACCAUGGAGAGUUGGCAUCUCAUAGCAAGAGUCCAAACAAAACAGAAAGGAUUAAGAUGCAGUGGCAGUUUUGGUUAUUAAGAUUGGGGGGAAAAAAUCUUCAGCUGGAGACUUUACCACAUGUGAUUUCUUUAAAGCAGAUUGCUACAGCAGGCAGAUUUUCUAUGCCUGCUCUGUUUCAUUUCUCCUGGGGUCCCAGUCCUCUGUGAUGAGAGCAAACACCUCCUUUGCUUUGUGCUCACAGAAAGGCUCAGUCUUUCUUUGUAAGAUGGAUGGAGUCUUAAAACUAGUUACUGGAAACAGACAGAAGGAGGCUAGUGGGUUUUUGUUGUUGUUUUGUAAGCUUAGAAACCAUAAAAAUACAUAUUUUCUUCAUCUUAAACUUGUCUAGGGAUUUACAGCAUCCCUAUCUCAGAAGAGCAAAACUGCUUUGAAUGGAAGGAAAUCUGCAACAGAUGUCCUGAAGCAGGAGCCCCUGGCACCUUUGCGGACUAGUUCAACAAUGUGUACUGUGAAUAGCUCAGACACUGACUGGCUACUAAGACUUAAGAGUCCAAGACCUGUGAGAGACCGUGAUCAGCAAAGGCCUUGGCAGAGGUUCUCCUCAGCAUCAGCAAAGAGUGGUGCAGCAAAUACUUUUGACUGCAGUAGACGUUUUGGGAAGAAAAAUAAUACCAAAGAUUGGCUAACACAGAAGGACUUCUGUCAUGCAAAGGCAGCACCUGAUGAAAAUCGAGACAUCAUUGCUUCUGCUCAGUGCAUCUUGGACAGAGAAAAUUAUUUUGUGAGGGAGGUGGACAGGUAUUUGAGGCACAACGAUUUCUUAAAUCUGAGAAAGAAGGAGAUCCUGUACAAGAAAUGGCUUGAGGAUGUUUUAGAGCCACUGCUGCAGAAAAUUGAGGACAAAAUGGACAGCCAGUCAAGCGAAGAAAUAAGGAAAAGGAAAGAAGAACAACUCUCUCUCUAUUUAAACUACUGUAAAAAGAAGGGCUAUGUGGCUUUGGAAGCUUAUGAUCCAUCAGAGUAUGAUCCGUUCUUCCUGAAGACAUGUACAGACUGCUGGAAGGUUUCAAUACCAGCCUUGCAGGAUCCUCUGUUAAAAGGCAUUCAAAGAAAGUUUAUUGAGACAGGCAUUAUCAAGCAGUGUGAGACAGGAAGACCAUGCUCUACCAGAGAGCUGAAAGAGCUCAGUAAAGCAGAGCUGCCACUGCUUCCUUUGAGCCGGCAACGUAUGGAUGCAAUUGAGUGGCUGAAGAUACCACAUGGCUACAUUGCUAGCGAGGUCCACCAAAUGAAGAGGCAGAAAAUCAUCAGCCACCACAAAGACAGCAACAGCCAAUGAUGUCACCUGUCCUCCAGCUGACUGCAGCAGCAAGCACAGCCAUCAGAAGGUACCAUUUGCAAAAAUACGUUACAUCUUCUGCCAAAGCAAGUGAUAACAGGCCAGGUCUCCUGGCAAAGUGUAAUAAACUCAUUGUCUUAAACGUGGUUCUGAAGUACUGUUACCCAGCAGCCACAGAAAUAUUUGCGAUGCUGCUCCUGUUAUUUCCAGCUCCAGUCCAUGCUCUAUGGGCCAAAUCCUACUAUUUUAGGAGGUUUAACUUAGGCUCAGCCCUACAAAGACAGUGCUGAUGGUCUCUGGUUUAUCGGGUGACGGAGCCUUUAUACUGAAGGAGCUGAACUGGUAAGAAAAGUUAAAGUCUGCUAUGCCCCUUUUCUACGCAGCGCAGGACCUAUGUUAUCGCCAGCUCUGGCAACAGCUACAGCUCUGAGUCUGCUGCAUUUCAUAUUACAAGAAGCAUGAACGUUAGUAGUGGGCGGAGGGAAUGGCAAAGCUUGCAAAAUUUUAGCUACAGCUGUUGUGAUUUUGCAUGAAGCUCAAAGAGGUCACCUUGAGACUUAAGA
This is a messenger RNA of Egretta garzetta (little egret), 2753 nucleotides long. RefSeq names its product family with sequence similarity 228 member B (gene FAM228B). The record is from RefSeq and is a predicted model, not a curated record. The coding region runs from base 1351 to 2190 and encodes 279 amino acids. The transcript has 9 exons. NCBI's taxonomy places the organism in Eukaryota, Metazoa, Chordata, Aves, Pelecaniformes, Ardeidae.